AUGAGACAGACAAAUCAGACACAGGUGACAGAAUUCUUCCUCCUGGGACUCUCUGACAACCCGCACACCCAGCAGCUGCUCUUCAUCUUAUUCCUGGGUGUCUAUCUGGUCACUGUGCUUGGAAAUGUGCUUCUCCUGACCCUUGUUCAGGUUGACUCCCGGCUUCACACACCCAUGUAUUUUUUUCUCUGCAAUUUAUCUCUGGCUGACCUCUGUUUCUCUACCAACAUCGUUCCCCAGGCCCUAGUCCACCUGCUAUCCAGGAAAAAAGUCAUUUCAUUCACACGUUGUGCAGCUCAGCUUCUAUUCUUCUUGAUUUUGGGGGGUACACAGUGUGCCCUUCUGGCAGUGAUGUCCUAUGACCGGUAUGUGGCCAUCUGUAAGCCUAUGCAUUACCCCACCAUCAUGACUUGGAAGGUGUGUGUCCAGCUAGCUGCGGGAUCAUGGGCCAGUGGCAUUCUGGUAUCUGUGGUGGAUGCCACCUUCACCCUAAGGCUACCCUACAGAGGCAGCAAUAGUAUUGCUCAUUUCUUUUGUGAGGCACCU
Molecule: messenger RNA, 546 nt
Organism: Myotis brandtii (Brandt's bat)
Lineage: Eukaryota; Metazoa; Chordata; Mammalia; Chiroptera; Vespertilionidae
Product: olfactory receptor 2D2-like
Exons: 1
Biological process (GO): G protein-coupled receptor signaling pathway
Cellular component (GO): membrane
Molecular function (GO): olfactory receptor activity; G protein-coupled receptor activity
Source: RefSeq, a predicted model, not a curated record